UUCCUCUCUUGGAAAUUCUGUAUGUAAUUGUCGGUUCUUUGCAAAAGAUGAAAUUAAUAGUUUCCUUUCUGCUACUUUAUGUGUAUCUCGUGUCAUGUUCAAGUCCCUACCACAUUCCAAACGUAAAGGCUAACUGGCACCAGGCAUUCGACCACUGCAAGUACAACGGAAUGGAAUUGGUUUCGAUAGCCAAUCACGUGGCUUACAACCAACUAACUGCACAAGUAGCACAGGAACUCAACUGUUCCCGGAUUUGUGCGGUCUGGAUUGGAGCCAACGAUUUGGCCAACGAGGGUACAUUCGCGUGGGCUGCCACCGGUCUACGGGUUUCCUUUGCCAAUUGGAAGUCGAAUCAGCCCGACAACAAACACGGUGAUCUGGAGGAAGAUUGAGUUGAAGUUCUCCACCACCCGAGCGAUAACUUUCUGUAGCAAUGGAACGAUAGCCCAUGUGCACAUGAGAAAUUUUUUGUGUGCGAAAAGGUGAAUACGUGUAUACAGGAAUUUGAAUGAUAGAAUGCUCAAUAAAUGAAGCAUUUUUCCUUAGUUGGACAA
This is a messenger RNA of Aedes aegypti (yellow fever mosquito), 554 nucleotides long. Its product is annotated as C-type lectin 37Db-like. Lineage: Eukaryota; Metazoa; Arthropoda; Insecta; Diptera; Culicidae. The transcript has 2 exons. The coding region runs from base 48 to 392 and encodes 114 amino acids. The record is from RefSeq and is a predicted model, not a curated record.